Molecule: messenger RNA, 3902 nt
Organism: Gopherus flavomarginatus (Mexican gopher tortoise)
Lineage: Eukaryota; Metazoa; Chordata; Testudines; Testudinidae
Gene: PTPN12
Product: protein tyrosine phosphatase non-receptor type 12
Exons: 18
Coding region: 280-2643 (787 amino acids)
Biological process (GO): peptidyl-tyrosine dephosphorylation
Cellular component (GO): nucleus; cytoplasm
Molecular function (GO): non-membrane spanning protein tyrosine phosphatase activity
Source: RefSeq, a predicted model, not a curated record
UGAGAGGAGAGCUGGGUGGGUGCUAUCGUCGUGUCCCUUCCCUGAGCGUGUCGGUGGCGGUGGGUGCAGCGACUGCUGUGGGGAGGGGCGAGCGGCCGGAGGCAGGAUGGAGAAGGCGGCCGGGCGGCGCUGAGCCGGAGGGAAGUUGUGUGAGGGGAGGCUUCGGGUUUGGGGGAGGCAGGCGGCCUGAGAGAGCCGAGGCGGCGGCGGCGGGGAUCGAGUGGGGGCGGCCGGGGCUCAGGCUCCGGCUCCGGCUCCGCUGGGAGGCAGGCAGGCAGGAUGGAGCAAGAGGAGAUCCUGAGGAAAUUCGUCCAGCGCGUCCAGGCCAUGAAGGACACAGACCACAAUGGGGACGACAACUUCGCCAGCGACUUCAUGAGGUUAAGAAGAUUGUCAUCCAAAUAUAGAACUGAGAAAAUCUAUCCAACAGUCACUGGAGAGAAAGAAGAAAAUGUUAAAAAGAACAGAUAUAAGGACAUAUUGCCAUUUGACCACAGCCGAGUUAAACUGACUUUAAAAACACUCCCGCAAGAUUCAGACUAUAUCAAUGCAAAUUUUAUUAAGGGAGUACAUGGGCCACAAGCAUAUGUUGCUACCCAGGGACCAUUAGCAAAUACAGUAAUAGAUUUCUGGAGAAUGAUAUGGGAGUACAAUGUUGCAAUAAUUGUAAUGGCCUGUCGAGAGUUUGAAAUGGGACGGAAAAAAUGUGAGCGGUACUGGCCUUUGCAUGGAGGAGAAAGUGUAACUUUUGGACCAUUUCAGAUUUCUUGUGAAGCUGAACAAGCAAGAACAGACUACUAUAUUAGAACACUAUUACUUGAAUUUCAAAAUGAAACUCGUAGGGUAUAUCAGUUUCAUUAUGUGAACUGGCCUGACCACGAUGUACCUUCAUCUUUUGAUUCUAUUCUGGACAUGAUCAGCUUAAUGAGAGAAUACCAGGAGCAUGAAGAUGUGCCUAUUUGUAUACACUGCAGUGCAGGGUGUGGAAGAACGGGAGCCAUCUGUGCCAUAGAUUAUACAUGGAAUUUGCUAAAAGCUGGGAAAAUACCAGAAGAGUUCAAUGUAUUUAAUUUAAUACAAGAUAUGAGGACACAAAGGCAUUCUGCAGUGCAGACCAAGGAGCAGUAUGAACUUGUCCAUCGAGCCAUAGCACAACUAUUUGAAAAGCAACUAAAGAAAUAUGAAAGUUGCACAGACUGGAAGAUUGCUGAUGGAGUGAAUGAAACUAGUACAGAGAAAACUGUCAAUUCUAUAGAUCUUGAGAAACAGGACUCUCCUCCACCAAAGCCUCCACGGACCCGCAGUUGUCUUGUAGAAGGAGAUGUUAAGGAAGAAAUCUUGCAGCCUCCAGAGCCUCACCCAGUACCACCCAUCUUAACACCAUCUCCUCCUUCAGCUUAUCCGACAGUCACUACUGUGUGGCAGGACAAUGACAGAUACCAUCCAAAGCCAGUUUUGCACAUAGUUUCAUCAGACCAUUCAACAGACCUCAAUGAAAACUAUAAUAAAUCAACAGAACAUUCAGGGAAAAAUGAACCCAAUGAACGUGUGGAGAAAAAGCUUGAGCGUAACUUAAGUUUUGAAAUUAAGAAGGUACCUCUUCAGGAGGGACCACGAAGCUUUGAUGGGAAUACUCUUUUGAACCGAGGACAUGCAAUUAAAAUGAAGUCUGUUUCAUCUUGUGUAAUGGAUAAGAACUCUAAGCCACUGGAUCAUAGUUCAGGGGAUUCACUUGUAGACUCUUUUCAAAACUCUAGUAUGGAAAACAAAGGCUUAGUAGCUUCACUGGAAGGGCUGAAGAGCCAGAAGGAUUCUGAUGCUCCACCAAGACCCGACCGUCUGCUUCUCAAAGAGAAGGGGCAUGCCAUGUGGUCACUACACAGGCCUGAAAAUGCACUGCCUGCAUCCGCGUCUGAGGAUAUGUCUUCAGAUGUCUUAAGUCAUGGUAUUAAAACAGCCUCUCUGGUACCAAACCCCACAUCUCAAGUGGAAUGCUCUUCCAGUGAAACAGUUGAUCAUCAGAGCAGUAUGCUUUUAGUUAGAGCACCCCUCUGUUUUACUAAUCCUCUUCAUUCCGAUGAUUCUGACACAGAUGAGAGGAACGUUGAUGGAGCCAUGACCAAAAGUAUGUCUAAUAUUUCAACCGCAAGUGCCACAGUUUCUGCUUCCACUAGUACUGAAAACAUUUCUUCUAGAAAAGUAUUAUCAAUGUCCAUUGCUAGACAAGAUGUUCCAAGCAUAAGACAUUUUGAAGAGGAAAAAGAUGCUGAUGUGAGUGAAGACUCCUCUCCCCCACUACCAGAAAGAACACCAGAAUCAUUUGUAUUAGCAAGUGAACAGAAUGCACCUUUGACCAAGCCUCUUACAUUUUCACAAUCUGCUGAAAGGCGUAUACUGCAAGAUCAGAAUCUUCCUGAACAACCAGAAUCUACAGGCUUGAAAACAGCUGGAUGUGUAAAACUUGAUAAUCUUGAAAUGGGCGACAAAACACCAGCUGAUCCUAUACCUCAGAUUCCUCUUUCCAGUUCCACUGAUAUAAGAGGUCAAAUUACAGAAAUUCCAGUAGAAAUCACAGAUAUUGGUUUUGGUAACCGUUGUGGAAAGCCAAGAGGACCAAGAGAGCCACCAUCAGAAUGGACAUGAUGAAAAAGAAAAUGGUCACUCUGGAAAAGUCAAGUGCCACUGAAAACUAAAUAAAUAGUAUUCCACUCUUUACUUUUUGGGGACUAACACACAACAGUGUAGUUAUAACUACAGAAUGGUACACUUUUUACUUUACAUCCCGCAUAAAACCUUAAAUAUUAUUCACAACAGUGGAUUCCAGUAUUACAACCUAACUUUUUGCUGGGGCCAUCUACCUGCCUUAUUACACCUAGGAGAAAGUAUUACAUAUGGUUUAUUUUUGACUUCCAAGUAUUAUUGCCUUAAUGUCUUUUAACCCUGUUACACGCUGCUUGUAGACAUUUGUUAAUAUAGUAAUACUUUUGACAAAUUGAGUUUGUGGACUACUUUUUGCUAACUUUUGAUUACCAUGUAUGCAUUAUUUUGUAUAUGUACAGGGCAAGUAGGAAUAUAAUUUGAUAAAGUUGCAAUCAUAAAAUAUUAACAGAAGAUGUAAGAAAUCUCUGCAUGUUCUAAAUUCGUAUGUAUCUUAUUUGUAAAUUAUUUGCCCUGAAAUUUUAGAAAACCAUUUCUGAUUUAAAAACAAAAAAAAUUCUGGACAUACAGCCAGAAUUGCAGGUUUGCAGAGAUAAAGAUUGUAAUACGUUUUGUAAAUUGUAAGCAAAAGGUUAUUUUUAUAUUAUAUACUAUUGGUCAGACCUAAUUUGUUCUGUUUUUCAUCUAGUCAUGGAGAUUCAGUAAGUGCCUUGGAACAAUAUUGAAUUCUCUUAGCCUAUGUAUGUUGCUUCAGUGUUUGAGUUCAUCUGGGUUUAGAAAUUUAUAAAAACAAAAAAAAAUGUAUCUGACCUGCCAGUAAAAUAGAACUCAUUCUAAGUAACCAACACUCGUUAGUUUUCAUUUUAAUAUUUCAUAAGUUUCAAUUUAUAGAGAUGAAUUUCCUAAAAACUUCCUACAUAAUAACUGGUUUAAUGCUACAGUAUAAUAUGGUGUGUAUUUCUACUUUUGUACAAACAUUUCAGGACACACUGGUAAAGGGACUAUUUGAGAGCCAUUAUUUUCCAUUUGUGCUGGUAAAAGUAGUAUUUUGAUCAUUCAGCAAGUGUGUGUAUGUGUGAAAGCAACUUAUCAUACGAAGAUUCACAUAGAGCCCUUGCAGCUACACUGUAUCUUGGCAGCAUACCAUGCCAAGGAUUAAUCCUUAUAAGGAUUCUCUACUUAUAAACUUUGUUUCUGUAAUAAUGAUAGACUCUUUAAAUUAAAGAAAGUACCUCAAAAUUUCA